AUGUCGAAGCUUUUCAUUGGUGGUCUUUCCUGGAACACAGACGAUCAAAGUCUGCGCCAGCGCUUUGAGGAAUUCGGCGUCGUCGAGGAUGCUACCGUUGUCAAGGACCGCGACACCGGCCGCAGCCGCGGUUUCGGUUUCGUCCGCUACGCCACUGAAGAUGAGGCUACUGCCGCGAUGGAUGCCAUGAAUAACCAGGAACGCGACGUAACGGUGGUUAUCGAUCAGAUUUGUGUUGACACCCACCCUCUUUCUUUCAGAUUCGAUGGUCGUCAGAUCCGUGUUGACAAGGCUACUGAGCGCGCUGCCGGUGGCGGUGGUCGCGGCGGCUUCGGCGGCGGCGGCGGCGGCUUCGGCGGUGGCGGUUACCGUGGUGGCUACGGCGGUGGUGGUUACGGCGGUGGUCAAGGCGGCUACGGCGGUGGCCAAGGUGGUUAUGGCGGUGGUCAAGGUGGCUAUGGCGGUGGUCAAGGAUACGGUGGUCAGGGCGGCUACGGUGGUCAACCCCAGGGUGGCUACGGCGGCGGUUACUAA
Molecule: messenger RNA, 534 nt
Organism: Penicillium bovifimosum
Lineage: Eukaryota; Fungi; Ascomycota; Eurotiomycetes; Eurotiales; Aspergillaceae
Product: RNA recognition motif domain-containing protein
Exons: 4
Coding region: 1-534 (177 amino acids)
Molecular function (GO): RNA binding
Source: RefSeq, a predicted model, not a curated record